Messenger RNA from Paramecium tetraurelia, 783 nucleotides. RefSeq lists its product as uncharacterized. The record is from RefSeq and is a predicted model, not a curated record. NCBI's taxonomy places the organism in Eukaryota, Ciliophora, Oligohymenophorea, Peniculida, Parameciidae. The transcript has a single exon.
AUGGACUAUGCUUAUUCAAAGAAAAAUACGAAUUGUUACAAUAUUAAGAUUUUAAUUUAUAAGAUGUUACUUUAACUAGCCUAGUUGAUUGAUGACAAUAGAAAAGCUAAUGACAAUCUAGGUUCUAAACAUGCUAGAUUUCUCUAAGAAAAAGACGUUGACUAGAAUUCUGAAAAUACAUAAACGAUUACGUCAGAAUAGAAUUAAGAUGACAAUGACAGUCUUCCCGUCAUUAUACUUAUUGUUUGUCUCUUCGUACUAAUAUGUGUUUGUGGAACAAUUGUCGAAGUUAGUAGAAGGAAAAAAGUUAAAAAAGAAAUCGAAUAGAAAUUAUUGCAAGAAAAGCGCUUAUCUCUUCAAGCCAAUAUAGGAAUGCUCAAUAGUAUCUAAGAUUAGACUUAAUUUACCUUAUGGAAGCUAACCAGCUUCAAUUAUAAGAAUUUCUCUACUCAAAAGCUACUGAGAUUCUAAUCAUUCUUUACUUCUCAUAAUAAAUUAGAGCUUUAAAUAAGAAUGGAGUAGGAUCAUGAUCCUUGGUCGGCAGAGGGACACAUAUCUACAAACUUAGAACAAGAAAUAACCAUUCAUUUGAGAACAAGUCUUGAUUGUGAAUUAUUAGAAAAGACAGAAAAAGGUGACCAUUUAUAUUUGCUACAAUAAUUUAAAGGAGUAUAUAACAAAGAGGAAAACAAAUUUAUUGGCUCCUGGAGUGUCUAUGGGAGCUAAGAACUCAAUAAUUUGAAUUUCUUCGGAGAAUUCGAAUUAACGAGAGUACUAAUAUGA